Molecule: messenger RNA, 41404 nt
Organism: Podarcis lilfordi (Lilford's wall lizard)
Lineage: Eukaryota; Metazoa; Chordata; Lepidosauria; Squamata; Lacertidae
Source: the annotation of a GenBank genome assembly
CUGGAUGAAUGUGAUCCCACGGCGAGGACCCCGUAAGGAGCCUCGCCGCGGCAUUCUGCACCCGCUGGAGUUUCUGGGUCAGCUUCAAGGGCAGCCCCACGUAGAGCGAGUUACAAUAAUUAAGCCUGGAGGUGACCAUCGCAUGAAUCACUGUGGCCUGGUCAGGGCAAUAAAGGUAAGGGACCAACACGAGGAGAGCCCCAAGUUGGCAAUGUCUGGUUUUCAACACUGCUGUCUGGGCAUGCCUGGUCCCUUAUUAUAUCACAAAGCAGAAAUCUAGCAAAUCAGCAGAAUUGUGCUCUAUUCAAGCUUUUGUAUCCCUAUUUCUGGCCUUGGGCACAUCCCAUGACCGUCCUUGCUGCAAAGUCUGCUUGCCUUGUCAUUGCCAGGCUUAUUUGAUUCAUUAGGGUUAAUAAUAAUAAUAAUAAUUGUUGUUGUUUAGUCGUUUAGUCAUGUCCGACUCUUCAUGACCCCAUGGACCAGAGCAUGCCAGGCACUCCUGUUCAUAAUAAUAAUAAUAAUAAUAAUAAUGAAUUAUUAUUUAUACCCCACCCAUCUGGCUGGGUUUCCCCAACCACUUGUGGUGGCUCCCAACAGAAUACUGGGAGUGGCUAAGGAAACCCAGCCAGAUGGGCGGGGUAUAAGCAAUAUAUUAUUAUUAUUAUUAUUAGGAUAUUGACUGGGUGGAAGGUGUGCAGAAAUCUGGAAAUCGGGCUGUAUGAGGAACAACUGAAGGAGCUGGGUGUGUUUAGCCUGGAAAAGAGGAGAGUGAUAGGGGAUAUGAUAGCUGUUUUCAAAUACAGUGGACUCUCGGGUUACGUUACCUUUGGAUAACAUAACUUUCGGGUUGCAAAUGUAGCAAACCUGGAAGUGUAUUCUUCUGGGUUUCACCGCUCACGCAUGCGCAGAAGCAGCGCUUCUGCUUAUGGAAUUUUCAGGGUGCGUACAGACCCCCGGAACCAAUUACAUUCGUAUCCAGAGGGUCCACUGAAUCUGAAAAAUAUUAUUAUUAUCAGAAGCAGUCCAACAUUUUAGGAAAUAUUUGUUUAUACUCUAAAAGGCAGCCUAGUAAUUCUGAUGAUGAGCAGAGAUUUAGGGGGCGGCGGAAUCUUUCACACUUCUGAAAACCCUACUCUAAUGCCCCCCCCCAAUGCACAUAUAGUGGUACCUCUGGUUACGAACUUAAUUCGUUCUGGAGGUCUGUUCUUAACCUGAAACUGUUCUUAACCCGAAACACCACUUUAGCUAAUGGGGCCUCCCGCUGCUGCCGCGCCACCACGGCACAAUUUCUGUUCUCAUCCUGAAGCAAAGUUCUUAACCUGAGGUACUAUUUCUGGGUUAGCGGAGUCUGUAACCUGAAGCGUCUGUAAUCUGAAGCGUCUGUAACCCGAGGUACCACUGUAGAUUCAGCCCAGGCCUACCAAAUAUGCUCUGCAUGUUAUGCAACAGCUUCCCACGAGGGGGCAUCCUAGACAUUCAUGUUCGGAUCCCAAGGAUAACUGCCUGCAAAGUUCAGGGAAUUUUUUUGCUGUCCAAGCCUCCAUCGUCUGCACAGAGGCUUCUCCUGUGUUUACCUCUCAGAAAUUUAGAGCAAAUGAAAGCAGCCAGGAGGAUAGAAUCUCCAGCAAGGUGGAACGUAAGAAGAGCAUAAGAAGAAAUUACUGGGUCAAGCUAAUGACCUAUCAAGCUCUGCUCCUCCUGCUCCGGAGGGCAGGACUCGAACCCGUGGCUCCAAGUGACAAGAAAGGAGAUUCCAACUAAAAGUUAGGAAGAACUUUCUGGUGGUAAGAGCUGUUUGACAGUGGAACGGUCUCCAUUGGGAGAUGGUGGACUCUCUCCUUCCUUGGAGCUUUUUAAGCAGAGGUUGGAUGGUCAUCUGUCAUGGAUGCGUCAGCUGAGAUUCCUGCAUUGCAGUGGGUUGGACUAGAUGACCCUUGGGAUCCCUCCCAACUCUUAAGAUUCUAUAAUUCUAAGUCCAGAAUCCUCUUCCCAAAGUGGCCAACCAGAUGCCCUCAAGGGAAACCUGCACACAGGAUUUGAGCACAACGCUCUCCCUUCCUGUGGUCAGGGCCGGAUUUAGGUUUGAUGAGGCCCUAAGAUACUGAAGGUAAUGGGGCCCUUUAUAUGUCCAGCUGUCCUUUGUCAACAACAAACUGUCCCUGUUUUUCACGUUGAAUAUAUGCUAUACUGUAAUUUAUGGACCUGAUAGGUAUCUAAAGCCAUUUGCACAUGACAAAAUAUGUAUUUUACCAAAGUAAUUGUUGAACUGAAAUAGUUAAGAAGUAUAUUAAUAGUGAAAUACAAUUAAGAAGUAUAUUGGGGGGGGGCAAGAGAGUGGGGCCCUAAGCUAUAGCUUGUUUAGCCUCUUCCUCUUCUUCUUCUUCUUCUUCUUCUUCUUCUUCUUCAUCAGCAAUCCUUCGUAGCCGAGUAAGAUUGUCUUCCAUAAACACGGUUUUAGCAAUGAGUCCGUAAGUGACUGUGGAGGCCAGUUCUGGAUCCACACAUCCUUCCACAGCGGGGACAUUGGUUUCCAGGCGGGAGUUGAUCACGGUGUGGAUUUGCCAAGUGUGCCUUCCUCUUAGCACGUUUCUCCCUUGCGUCCUGAGUUCAAGCGUCUUCAAAGCCCGUGACACCUUUGGUAAAGGCUGUUCUCCAACUGGAGCGCUCGCAGGCCAGUGUUUCCCAGUUGAUGGUGUUUAUACAACAUUUUUAAAGAUUUGCCUUGAGAGAGUCUUUAAACCUCUUUUGUUGACCACCAGCAUGACGCUUUUCAUUUUUAAGUUUGGAAUAGAGUAGUUGCUUUAUGUAAAUCCGCCACUGCCUAUGGUUUCCAUCAAUUGCAAUUCAGAAGCAUGUACGCCUCCUUCUGGCAAUUCCUUCAGACAAGCUGGUGCCAAAUGACUUGCUCUGCUUUCCGUUGGACCCCAUCAGCGAGGCCGAGAGGGGGGUCUUGUUGUCUGGGUAACCCAGGACCUCCAGACGGACGGACCAGGCUGCCUUAUCCAUCUUGCUCCAUAAUCUCUGCACCAGUGGCUUCCCAAUUAGCUAAGUACCGCAGAACCCCUGUUUUUCAAAACCAAGCCAUGGUUUUGACUCGGGCUCAGACUCGGAGCCGGAGAAGUCUCAGUCUGCAUCGGAUCCUUUGCCUCAGGCGGCAUCUGAACCGAGUCUGGGGCCUGAUUCUGAAGAGCCCCAGUCUGCACAGGUUCCCCUGCAACAAACACCAGCUGGGCCGAGUCAGGGGCCUGAGCCUGCCCUGGCUCCAGAUGUGGGGAUGACCUCGUUGCCUCCAGCUGGGCCAUCACUCACAGCUGCUCCACUACCGGUUGGGUCAGGGGAGGCUGAGGCGGCCCCUGGGCCUAGUAACCCACCGACGUCUCCCGAGCUGCAGAGACUGAGGUCUGAGAGAAGGAGAGACCUGAGUACUCGCAGGAGGAGUGCUCGCCUUCGGGCGAAACAGGGAGGUGAGUCACCUGGGGAUCAGGACCGGCCAUUACCCCGUCAGAGUUAAAAGGCUGCCGGACCCCGCCCCAGGUUGCGGGAGCAACAUUGCUGCUUGCUGGAACCUCCCUGUUACCCUGUGCCUGACCAUGCCUGGUUUCCUGCCUUGGCCCUGUUGGACUGACUCCUCGCGGAAUCCUUGGAUUUGGGACCGGAUCCGGACCGCUCGGCUCGGGUUAACCCCCGGGCCCAGCACACCUUGGACCACCUCCUUUCGGAAAUGUUGAUCUCUCCAUGGUAGUUUUUGUUAUGUGAAUGGUUUCAUGGACCCCCUAGGGGGGUUAUGCAGACCUCCUGGGAUCCACGGACCACCAGUUGGGAUCUACUGCUCUACACUGUUGGCAGCAGCAUGCCAAGUUUAAGAAUCUAAGGAACAUCUGCUGAAUCCAUGGCUCAUGCAGUUCGGCAUCUCAGUCUCACAGAGCUGUCGGAAACCAGCAAGCAGAAUUCAAACACAAGCCUUUUCCCCUUGCUGGUGUUUUCCAGCAUAGCUCUGUUGGUAGGGCAUGAGACUCUAAUAAUAAUAAUAAUAAUAAUAAUAAUAAUUAUAUACAUUAUAUUUAUAUAAUGUAUAUAUAAUUUAUAUAAUUAUAAACAUUAUAUAUAUAUAUAUAUAUAUAUAUAUAUAUAUAUAUAUAUAUAUAUAAAAUGUUUUCAAAACCGCAAAAACAGGAAAAAUACAAUACAAUUAAUUAACCGAUACACCAAAUUAUUUCUUGCUCCUCGACUUCCCUUUCACCCUUCCAUGGUUUCCUCAAAUUAUCUCUUACUGCUGCACAUUAUAAUAAUUGCAAUCAUUCUUCCAAUCAUUUUAUUCUCAUAACAAUUUUUUUACUGCUGAGCUUACUCCAAACCGACUCGCGUUUUGACAUGUUUGCAGCAAUUGUUAAAGAAAACAAUCUACAAAUCGUUUCCAAAUCCUCUUCAAGGAUGGCCUCUUCUUCUUCUUCUCUGAAGAGCAUGAGACUUCAGGGUCAUGGGUUUGAGCCCCACCUUGGGCGAAAGAUUCCUGCCCUGCAAGGGGGGUUGGACUAGAUGAUCUUCAGGGGUCCCCCUUCCAAUGCUACAGUUCUGCGAUUCUCUGAACUGGGAUUCAGAAGCUGUGGAGGCAGAGCGUAUAGGGAUCAUGGCUAGGAGCCAGCCAGAACCCUCUCCUUCAUGUUUCCAGGUGGGAGCCUUGAAGUAGUCAAGGACUGAACCUGGGACCUUCUACAUACCAAGCCCUGUUUAGGGAAGCUUUUAAUAUUUGGUGAAUUAUUGCAUUUUAAUAUUUUGCUGGAAGCCACCCAGAGUAACUAGGGAAAGCCACCCAGAUGGGCGGGGUAUAAAUAAUAAAUUACAGUGGAUGCUCGAGUUGCGAAAGUGAUCCGUGCGGGAUGCACAUUCACAACCCACAGUGGCGUGUCUGCGCGGGUUGCAAUUCGACGCUUCUGCGCAUGCGCAAAGCACAAUUUAGCGCUUCUGUGCAUGCAAGACUGCCGAAACCUGGAAGUAACCUGUUCCAGUACUUGCGGGUUUCAGCGGUCCAUAACCUGAAAAAACGCAACCUGAAGCGUCUGUAACCCGAGGUGGUGUUGUUUAGUCGUUUAGUCAUGUCCGACUCUUUGUGACCCCAUGGACCAGAGCACGCCAGGCACUCCUGUCUUCCACUGCCUCCCGCAGUUUGGUCAAACUCAUGCUGGUAGCUUCGAGAACGCUGUCCAACCAUCUCGUCCUCUGUCGUCCCCUUCUCCUUGUGCCCUCCAUCUUUCCCAGCAUCAGGGUCUUUUCCAGGAGUCUUCUCUUCUCAUGAGGUGGCCAAAGUAUUGGAGCCUCAGCUUCAGGAUCUGUCCUUCCAGUGAGCACUCAGGGCUGAUUUCCUUCAGAAUGGAUGGGUUUGAUCUUCUUGCAGUCCAUGGGACUCUCAAGAGUCUCCUCCAGCACCAUAAUUCAAAAGCAUCAAUUCUUCUGCAAUCAGCCUUCUUUAUGGUCCAGCUCUCACUUCCAUACAUCACUACUGGGAAAACCAGAGCUUUAACUAUAUGGAACCCAAGGUAUGACGAUGAUGAUGAUGAUGAUGAUUAAAGCAGAUGCUCAGCCUCUGAGCCAAGGGAGGACUUUCCCGUCUCCCCUCCCACCCCAUUUUCAAUCUUGGAGUAGACAGGGAGAGAUAGACGGAUUUCUGAGCAGCCUCAGCGAAUCCUUGCCGGAGCUUUGCAGAGACUGGAGAGGGAAGCGAAAAACGCACAGCGGUUUUUACUGCCUCUUUCCCCAUCUGGUUUCCAUUCGGCUCAUUUCUGCUGCUGCUGCUGCUGCGAGAGAAAGAGAGAGAUUCAAGUCGGUGCUGGGAUGCCGUUUUGGCUUUCGCAGCUCAGGGCGAGAUUCCAGAGGAGGAGGACCGAGGGCGCGCAGCAGCAGCGCAAAGGGAUGCUCCGGUUGCGCCCAUGACACCACCGACGCUCCCUUGGCUUCGGGAGAGGGACUGGGUGGCACUGGAGGAGCUGGGUGGGUGCAGGAGAGGGGAGAUUUUGGAUCCCAGCCUGCGGGAGAGGAAGGGAGGCGGAGGCGAGACAGAGGCAUUGUGCAGAAGAGUAAGGCGAUGUUGUGGCCCGCGGCGGUGGCGGCAGUGGUCCUCCUGGCCGGUCUCUCGCAGCGCGUCCAGGCGGAGACCUACACUUCCAUGCUGAGCAUCCACCAGGCGCUCAGCACCGAGAGGGAGCUCCUGCGCUUUUUGCACACCUACCUGGAAGAGGAAGCCAAGAGGCUGGAGGACCUCAGGAGGUAAGGGCCGGGCUCUGUUUGCGGGGAUCAAGCCCAGGAGGCUGGAAUCGUAGAGUUGGAAGGGACACCCCAGGGCUAUGUAGUCCGACCCCCUCCAAUGCAGGGAAUCGCAGCUGAAUAAUCCCUGCCGGAUAACCUUCCAUUCUGCUGUCAAACAGUUCUUACUACCCUAGCGCUUAGCCAGAAUCUCCUUUCUCGGCAUUUGAAUGUGUUGGUUUGGGUCCUACCCUCUGGAGCAGAAGAAAACAAGCUUGCUCCAUCCUCCAGGUGACAGACCGUCAGAUAAUUAAAAUAAUAAUAAUAAUAAUGGACGCCGGUGGCAGUGGGACGCAGGUGGCGCUGUGGGUUAAACCACAGAGCCUAGGACUUGCCGAUCAGAAAGUCGGCGGUUCAAAUCCCCGCGACAGGGUGAGCUCCUGUUGCUCAGUUCCUGCUCCUGCCAACCUAGCAGUUCGAAAGCACGUCAAAGUGCAAGUAGAUAAAUAGGUACCGCUCCGGCGGGAAGGUAAAUGGCGUUUCCAUGUGCUGCUCUGAUUCACCAGAAGUGGCUUAGUCCUGCUGGCCACAUGACCCGGAAGCUGUACGCCGGCUCCCUUGGCCAAUAAAGUGAGAUGAGCGCCACAACCCCAGAGACGGCCAUGACUGGACCUAAUGGUCAGGGCCCCCUUUACCUUUACCUUAAUAAUAAUAAUAAUAAUAUAAUUUAUUAUUUGUACCCCACCCGUCUGGCUGGGUUUCCCCAGCCACUCUGGGCGGCUUCCAACAAAGAUUAAAAAUACAUUAAAAUGUCACACAUUAAAAACUUCCCUGAACAGGGCUGCCUUCAGGUGUCUUCUAAAUGUCAGGUAGUUGUUUAUCUCUUUGACAUCUGAUGGGAGGGCGUUCCACAGGGCGGGUGCCACUAUCGAGAAGGCCCUCUGCCUGGUUCCCUGUAGCUUUGCUUCUCGCAGUGAGGGAACCGCCAGAAGGCCCUCGGAGCUGGACCCCAGUGUUCAGGCAGAAUGAUGGGGGCGGAGAUGCUCCUUCAGGUAUACUGGCUGUCAUAUCCCCUCUCAGUCUCCUCUUUUCCAGGCUGAACAUACUUAGCUCCUUCAACCAUUCCUCAUACGGCCCAGUUUCCAGAUUUCUGCACACCUUCCAGUCAGUUAAUAAUAAUAAUAAUAAUAAUAAUAGUUUAUUUAUUAUAUCCCACACAUCUGGCUAGGUUUCUCCAGCCACAUCCCCAACAGAAUAUUAAAAACACUAUAAAACAUCAAACAUUAAAAACUUCCCCAAACAGGGCUGCCUUCUUCAAAAAGUGAGGUAGUUGUUUAUUUCCCUCCUUCCACAGGGAGGGCGCCACCACCAAGAAGGCCCUCUAUCUGGUUCCCUGUAACCUCACUUCUCGCAGGGAGGGAAUGGCCAGAAGGCCCUCGGAGCUGGACCUCUGUCCGGGCAGAACGAUGGGGGUGGAGACACUCUUUCAGGUAUACUGGGCCGAGGCCGUUUAGGGCUUUCAAGGUCAGCACCAACACUUUGAAUUGUGCUCAGAAAUCUGGCACCCAGAACUGGACACAGGACUCCAGGUGUGGUCUGACCAAGGCAGAAUAGAGCAGGACUAUGACUUCCCUCGAUCUGGAUGCUAGACUUCUGUUGAUGCAGCCUAGAAUAGCAUUUGCUUUUGUUGCUGCUGCAUCACACUGUUGACUCACAUUCAGCUUGUGCUCAACUAAGACCCCUAGAUCCUGUCCACAUGUACUGCUGUCAAGUCUUAUCUUUGUGCAUCUGGUUGUUGUUGUUGUUAUUUAGUCAUUUAGUCGUGUCCGACUCUUUGUGACCCCCUGGACCAGAGCACGCCAGGCACUCCUGUCUUCCACUGCCUCCUGCAGUUUGGUCAGACUCAUGCUGGUAGCUUCGAGAACACUGUCCAACCAUCUCGUCCUCUGCUGUCCCCUUCUCCUUGUGCCCUCCAUCUUUCCCAGCAUCAGGGUCUUUUCCAGGGAGUCUUCUCUUCUCAUGAUCUGUCCUUCCAGUGAGCACUCAGGGCUGAUUUCCUUAAGAUUGGAUAGGUUUGAUCUUCUUGCAGUCCAUGGGACUCUCAAGAGUCUCCUCCAGCACCAUAAUUCAAAAGCAUCAAUUCUUUGGCGAUCAGCCUUCUUUAUGGUCCAGCUUUCACUUCCAUACAUCACUACUGGGAAAACCAUAGCUUUAACUUGCAUCUGGUUAUUUUGGUGCAGAAGCUGAAAUUUGUCCCCGUUGAAAUCCAUUUUGCCAGUUUCAUUAGUUUUGUGUUAGUGCUACACUGGGUGCCUGCUGUGCUCUCAGAACAUCUCAGGUCCAAUCCCUGCCAUCUCUAGUUAAAGCGGGAAUGGGGAACCUCUGCUUCUCCAGCUGUUGGCAGACUCCUGUUGGCGCCUGCCAGCGCGUCUGAAGAUCUGGAGAGGGGGAGACAGAGAUUUGGAGGAGCAACUGAUAGAGACAAAGGAGAAUGAAUGGAGGUGCAAAAACUACCCACGUUCAUCGACAACAUGAGGGAACCCUACAUUGACUCAAAGCAAAUGUUAUCCCGCAAUUCCCAGUGCAUUUUCUCACUGCUUUCCUGAUCACAAAGUCUGGUAUUUGGGGAUAGCUGGUUUGUUGCACAAGAGCUCCAAAUCACAUUUACUUGCAGGACCUGAAUUUGCCAGUAUGUGAUGGAUUCCCACUCGAAACUACAACAGUCUGGAGGCUUCCCAGAAGGCAGUCUCCCAAUUGUUCCUUGCUAGUUGUUUCCUACUCCCAUCUUCUGUGCCUUGCAAUUAUACAUACCGUAUUUUUCGCUCUAUAGGACGCACCGGACCAUAGGAGGGGGAGUACAGGGGGGGGAAAAUUUCCCCCUCUCUGCUCAGCGCCCCUUCAGCGAAGCAGCAGGAGAAACGGAGCCCCUUCCAUUUCUCCUCCCGCUUCGCUGAAGGGGCGCUGCGCAGAGAGGGAAAACUGUGGAGCGCCUCUUCAGCGAAGCAAAGCCUGGAGAGCAAGAGGGAUCGGUGUGCACCGACCCCUCUCGCUCUCCAGGCUUCAGGCGGCCAUCCACAAGCCUUCGGAGCGUGGCAGGAACUCCUGCUGCACUCCGAAGGCUUGCGGAUAGCUGCCUGAAGCCCCCGGAGCGCAGCGGGAGUUCCCUGCGCCCCGGGGGCUUCAGGCGGCUUCAGCGAAAGCAACGCAAAGCCUCCGGAGCGCGGGGGGAGCUCUCCCACUGCCCUUCGGAGGCUUCACGUUGCUAUUGCUGAAGCCAAGGAGCCUGCAUUCGCUCCAUAAGACACACACACAUUUCCCCUUAAUUUCUGAAGGGGAAAAAGUGUGUCUUAUAGAGCAAAAAAUAUGGUGCAUAUUUUUUAAAAAUCCCAGAUCCACCAGAACAGGUGCCCAGAAUCUGCCACUUGAGGCAGCCACCUUGCCCGGGUCCACGCCAGAACCAGCCACGAACAUGUCCACUUUCUAACAGCCCCUCCUUGUUUGAGGUUUUUGCUAUGCAGUUUUCCAGGGAUGGGCGUGGAGGGAAAUCAAUCCUUCUCCACCAAACUUCUGGACGGCAAAAUUGGCAAGAGAGCAUUGCAAUUCGAAACAGUGUCUUGGCAAAUAUUCAUCUGCCCUUUUGUAGGUGUUGGCUGUGUAUGAUAGAAUGUGAACCAGAAGGGCGGGGUUUUUGUGGUUUGGGUUUUUUUUGAAAGGGAAAGUGAGUACAACCUCCCCCCCCCACCACCAAAAAAACCCUUAUGGGAACAGCCCAUAAAGAAUUGGGUUUUCAUAAGUAAAAACAUAUUAGAUAUAUAUUUCCAUUGGAAAAGGUUCAGAAAAUUAAAAUGAUGCAGGGGAUGAAACGAUGCCUGUAUGAAGAAAGUUUGCAGAGUUUGUGACUUUUCAGUUUUAGGAAAUACAGGAUCAGGCCAAUGACCCAUCUAGUACAGCACCUGUAUUUUAAAUUGUUCCCCCCCCCUUAUGUUUUUACUGUAAUUUUACUGGUGUUAGCCGCCCUGAGCCUGGCUCUGGCUGGGGAGGGCAGGGUAUAAAUAAAAUGUAUUACUAUUAUUAUUAUUAUUAUUAUCCUGUUCUCACAGUGGCCAACCAGAGGCUUCUGGGAAGCCUGCAGGCACAAGAGCAACUCUCCACUCCUGCAGUUUCCAGCAACUGGGACUCAUAAUAAUAAUAAUAAUAAUAAUAAUAAUAAUAAUAAUAAUUUAUUAUUAUAGUUAGUGGAUUAAAAUGUAUAAAAGGUAAAGGGACCCCUGACCAUUAAUAAUAAUAAUAAUAAUAAUAAUUUAUUAUUUGUACCCCGCCCAUCUGGCUGGGCCGCCCCAGCCACUCUGGGAGGCUUCCAACAAAGAUUGAAAAUACAUCAAAAUGUCACACAUUAAAAACUUCCUUGAUCAGGGCUGCCUUCAGAUGUCUUCUAAAAGUCACGUAGUUGUUUAUUUCCUUCACAUCUGAUGGGAGGGCGUUCCACAGGGCGGGUGCCACCACCGAGAAGGCCCUCUGCCUGGUUCCCUGUAACCUUAAUUCUCACAGGGAGGGAACCGCCAGAAGGCCCUCAGAGCUGGACCUCAGUGUCCGGGCUGAACAAUGGGGGUGGAGACGCUCCUUCGGGUAUACUGGACCAAGGCCAUUUAGGGCUUUAAAGGUCAGCACCAGCACUUUGAACUCCCACUCCCCAGUCCAGCUGCCGCAUUCUGGAUUAGCUGUAGUUUCCGGGUCACCUUCAAAGGUAGCCCCACGUAGAGCCCAUUGCAGCGGGAGAUAACCAGAGCAUGCACCACUCUGGCGAGACAGUCUGCAGGCAGGUAGGGUCUCAUCCUGCGUACCAGAUGGAGCUGGUAGACAGCUGCCCUGGACACAGAAUUCACCUGCGCCUCCAUGGACAGUGGUGAGUCCAAAAUGACUCCCAGGCUGUGCACCUGGUCCUUUAAAGCCCUGGCUUAGGGCUUUCAAGGUCAGCACCAACACUUUGAAUUGUGCUUGGAAACGUACUGGGAGCCAAUGUAGGUCUUUCAAGACCAGUGUUAUAUGGUCUUGGCGGCCGCUCCCAGUCCCCAGUCUAGCUGCCACAACUAGGCUAGUAUCGCUGCCCCCAACUGUGGAGCCUUCCAUAGGAGCCUUCCAUUGCCCUCUUCUCCUGAGUCUUGUCUAAUUGUGAAUAAUAUCCUUCUUCUUGCCUUCCUCCCCAACCAGAUUCUACAGGAAGAUCCAGGCCUUGCACCAAGGCGCGGGCAGCACCGUGGUUAACCCUUUACUGGCCUACACGCUCAUCAAGAGGUUGCAGUCGGACUGGCUGAACGUGGUGUACAGCAUGGAAGCCAGCGAGAACGCCCAAGGUAUGUGGGCUGAAGGCAGGGUAUACUGUUUAGCUGCUGGGAAUAUAACUGUUAAGUUGUGGGUGAACAUAUCAGACGACACAGCGAUUCUUCAAACAGCUCUUGUUUAUUCACAGGCCCAGAACAGAACUGAACUGAAGGGUUCAGCCAGCCUGCUUAUAUAGAGCUCCACUACAAAGCAACAGUAACAACUUUCUGUAACUAUCCAAUCACUGAAUUCAAUUCCUUAUUUGCAUAUGUGGACCUGAGUGAAAACUAUCUAAGUAUCCCCCUACUGGCCCAGGGGAGAAUUUCAGUACAUAACAAUAAGAGUGAUAGUAAUGGGCAUUUUGGGCGGAGAAGGUUCAUUGCAUCGCGGGAGGACACCUGCUUGGCUUGCAGAAGGUCCCGGGUUCAAGCCACAGUAGCAUCUCUAGGUAGGAAUGUUGCCUUCCUGAAACUCUGGGCAGCAGCUGCUGGCCAGUACGGGCAGCCCUGAGAUAGAUGGACCUUUUUUAAAUAAAGGCACCUUUAAAAAAAAUAAAAAUGUACCUUUCCCCCCAAAAAACCAGAGUCCUUUUUGUUGGGGAUAAUUCAGAGGGAAAUUCCUAGGUGUCAGAAAAGACUACCCCCCCUUUCCAAUACUGUAUUUUAUUGGUUUUUCCCAUAUUACAUCACAAUAUAAAUAAACCAAAGCCACCACCACAUCCUUCAUAAUAUUAAUAAAUAAUAAUAAUAAUAAUAAUAAUAAUAAUAUUUUAUUUAUUUAUACUCUGCCCUUCCCGGUUCAAAAACCAGGCUCAGGGCGGCUAACAACAAAUUUAAACACUUUAAAACACUUAAUUAUAAAAGCAGCAUAAAAUGCGGUAUAAAAACAUGAAUAACAAUAAAAUUCAAAAAUCAAUUAGAUAAUCCCCAGGGCUAGCUGGCUGAAUAUUCUUUUGUCCCUCCCCCUGCUUCCCUCCGCCCCACUCGAUUUCCUCUACAUUCUGAGAUUACAUUUAUCAUUACAUUUACAAUCUUCUCAAAUCUUCUAUAUGUUCUUAUUAUCUUUCCUUACUAAUUUACCUUCCCUCAGAUACUUUACAUUUUAAUCUAGGCAUAUUAUCAUAUCUUUUUUUGAGCGAUAUUUUACCAUAUAUUCAUCAAAAUAUUCCCACUCCUUUUUUAAUUUUAAUUUUUAAUUUUUGAUUCGAUUGGUUUCUUAUGAUAGCUGUUAGUUUUGCCAGAGUUAAGUAUUCAUUUAGUUUACAAAUCCAUUUCUAUUUCAAACCCAUUUUUUUAUUAUUGAUAUUUUCAACAUCUCAAAAAAGACUAUUUAUGUACGCCACUACUGCAGCCCAUGUUUUGUUAGCCCCAAAAUGGAAAACCAGCGAGGUCCCAGCUAAAGAAGGAUGGCAACAAACUGAUGAAAUAUGUGCAGCUUACAGAUUUAACAUACAGAAUAAGAGAACAAGAAGAACAUACAUUUAAAGAAGACUGGAAAAUGUUUACUGAAUAUGCGGGUGGAAAUUGUGUACAUUUAAAAACACUGGCAGCACUAAGAUAAAUUCAACAGUAAUAAUGGAAUACGGAAUGGUUUAGUUCAUGUAAAAUAUGCAGGGAUGUACGGUAUGCAAAAUGAACCACGGAAAGAGAAGAAGGGAAGUCAUUGGUUUAAGAUUGUUAAAAUGAAUAUUUUGAAAUGUAAAUUCAAAAAAAUAAAUAAAAAUGAUUUAUUAUGAAGGCAGGUAUCUGAAGAAGUGUGCAUGCACACGAAAGCUCAUACCAAUAACAAACUUAUUUGGUCUCUAAGGUGCUACGGGAAAGAAUUUUUUAAUUUUUUUACCCUGCCCCUAUUGUUAAGGCUCGGUACCAAGGAGGGAUUGGUUUUGUUCUCAGCAGGAACACGGGUGGCCCUGUGGUCUAAACCACUGAGCCUCUUGGGCUUGCUGAUCAGAAGGUCUGUGGUUCGAAUCCCCCCGACGGGGUGAGCUCCCAUUGCUUGGUCCCUGCUCCUGCCAACCUAGCAGUUCGAAAGCAUGUCAAAGUGCAAGUAGAUAAAUAGGUACCCCUCAGGCGGGAAGGUAAACGGCAUUUCUGCACGCUGCUCUGGUUUCUGUCACGGUGUUCCAUUGCACCAGAAGCAGUUUAGUCCUGCUGGCCACAUGACCUGGAAAGAUGUCUGCGGACAAAUGCUGGCUCCCUCGGCCUGAAAGUGAGAUAAGCACCGCAAACCCAUAGUUGCCUUUGACUGCACUUAACCAUCCAGGGGUCCUUUACCUUUUACCUUUAUCUUGAUAGGGACACGGGUGACCCUGUGGUCUAAACCACUGAGCCUCUUGGGCUUGCUGAUCAGAAGGUUGGCAGUUCGAAUCCCCGCGACGGGGUGAGCUUCUGUUGCUCUGUCCCAGCUCCUGCCAACCUAGCAGUUCCAAAGUACACCAGUGCAAGUAGAUAAAUAGGUACCGCUGUGGCGGGAAGGUAAACAGUGUUUCCCUGUGCUCUGGGUUCCGUCACAGUGUCCAGUUGCACCAGAAGCGGUUUAGUCCUGCUGGCCACAUGACCCAGAAAGCUGUCUGUGGACAAACGCCGGCUUCCUCGGCCAAUAAAGCGAGAUGAGCGCCGCAACCCCAGAGUCAUCUGCGACUGGACUUAACCAUUGUUAUGUACUGAGUUGAAUAGGAUCCAAAAUGCAGCAGUCUGGUUGGUCCUAGAUCAAUGCAGCAGUCUGAUUGGUCCGCAGGAGCCACCCAAUCCAGCUCUAGGUGGAAGUGAAUCCGCAACCUGAUUGGCCUACAGGAGAAUCCCGGAAUUAGCCAAUCACAUGCAGCCCAUUCUGUAAAUAAUGUAUAUAAAGCAGAUAUUUUGGGGAAACUUUCAUUCCUCACUACUAUGAGCUGAAUAAAGAGCAUGAAAUCCACACUCGACUCCGAGUAUAUUUCAACCAUCCAGGGGUCCUUCACCUUUUCUUUAACUUUUGUUCUCAGCACUGAAGAAUGGCUACCAACGAUUGGAGGAGGAGUUGCCCAUCUUUGAGGACCUGGAAGGAGCUGCGCGGGGGGUGAUGCGCCUGCAAGAUGUUUACUCCCUGAGCGUGAAGGGCUUGGCCAAAGGGAAAUUCCAGAGGGUUAGCAAUGCUCCGCUUCCAGACGUCUACAACCCCAGCCAGGAUUUCUCCCUGUCCGCCGACGACUGUUUCCAUAUUGGCAAGGUGAGGGGGGCAGGUCAGUGGUUUCCAAAGGGGGCAGUAACAGACCCCCUGGAGGUCAGUGGGAUUACCUGGCAGGCAUGCUAAGAGGCAAGGGGUUGAUAGGGUUGCGCUGUGUGAGCUAUAUUAAUUGCAAUUUAUGCCUCCAGGCACCCAAGUGUGUAGGUUAAAAAUCCCAUCCUUGCCAACAAAUUAAAAGCAUAGGAAUUAGGCUGCAAAAUUACGAAUUAGCUACAAAGUUGGUGCUGUGGGUUAAACCACAGAGCCUAGGACUUAACAAUCAGAAGGUCGGUGGUUUGAAUCUCCGCGACGGGGUGAGCUCCCGUUGCUCGGUCCCUGCUCCUGCCAACCUAGCAGUUCGAAAGCAUGUCAAAGUGCAAGUAGAUAAAUAGGUACCGCUCCGGCGGGAAGGUAAACGGUGUUUCCGUGCGCUGCUCUGGUUCGCCAGAAGCGGUUUAGUCAUGCUGGCCACAUGACCCGGAAGCUGUACGUCGGCUCCCUCGGCCAGUAAAGCGAGAUGAGCACCGCAACCCCAGAGUCAUCCACGACUGAACCUAAUGGUCAGGGGUCCCUUUACCCCUUUACCUUUACUCAACUGGUUCUCCCUUUUUCGCCCUGCUUAACAAAGAAGCAGGCAGCAACUCCCCCCCCCCCCAAAAAAAAAAAUUUAUUCAUUUUAUAACACAAAUAAACAAGACAAACAGAAAAACAAACAAUACAAACAAAUUCUUGUCUUAUCCUUUUUUCCCCUAAACAUUGUUAGGUGAGUUUCCCCAGCUCCCCCCUAUCUGAUUUUCAUUUUACCUCAUCUUUAGCAGUUUCAUAUAUCAUAAUUUUUAACCAUUUUUUAAUCACAUUUACUUUUACCAUAAAAAUCUUCACAUUUUAUCACUUACGAAUAAUACUAUUUUAAAAUACGCUAUCUUCUACUUCUAACCCUACAACCUAUAUCUACUUCCAAAGCUAUUCUAAGAUUUAAAUAUUAACGUGUUUUUUCAGAUAUUCUUUAAACAAGAAUCAGGCAGUAACUUGGGGGUUAAGUUUAAAAAUAUAUUUUACAGUGGUACCUUGGUUCUCAAAUGCCGAAAACCCGGAAGUAAGUGUUCCGGUUUUCGAACGUUUUUUGGAAGCUGAACGUCCAUUGUGGCUGUCGGCUAUUGUUUCCAGGGCAUCUGCACCAAUCAGAAGCUGCGCCUUGGUUUUUGAACAUUUUGGAAGUCAAACGGACCUCUGGAAUGGAUUAAGUUUGGUGCUUUUGUUUUUGCUAUUUAUUUUGCGUUUUUGUUUUGGAGGCAUUUUUGGUUAAUUUGUUUUUGUGACUGUGUGGAACCCAGUUCAGCUACCGAUUGAUUGAUUGAUUGAUUGAUUGAUUGUGUGCCUGCGGAAAUGGAUAAAAGCCCCCCAUCCAAACAAUGACUAUCAUCAGUGUAGGUAAGAAAACAAAAUAUUAUCUUCAAUACUGUCUUAUUUAUUUCAUAGUACAGCACAUUGAUUAUUGCUUUCAUUUUAUGGAUCAGUGGUCUCAUUAGAUAGUAACAUUCAUGUUAAAUUGCUGUUUUAGGGGUUGUUUUUAAAUGUCUGGAACGGAUUAAUCCCUUUUGCAUUACUUUCUAUGGUAAAGCGCACCUUGGUUUUGGAACGCUUUGGUUUCGGAAUAGACUUCCAGAACGGUUUAAGUUUGAGAACCAAGGUACCACUGUACUUACUUAAAAUUUUGCAUUGGUUCACGGCAACGGCAGCAGUAGAAAUUAUGCAGGCAAAAAUCCUCAUCUAGCCAGUGAUUUCGCAGGUUAAAGUGGUCCCAAGUUCCUAAGGGCUUUCUCUUACCAUUCCUGGUUUCUUCCAGGUUGCCUACGACAUGGAAGAUUAUUACCACUCCAUUCUGUGGCUGGAGGAAGCCGUGAGCCUCUUCCGCGUUUCCUACGGGAGCUGGAACACGGAAGACGAGGGGAGCCUUGAAGAUGCUCUGGACCACCUGGCUUUUUCUUAUUUCAAGGUAAGACGGGAUGCUGGAAGAGGACACAGGGAGCUGCUGCCUUUACCGAGUCGGACUCUCGGUCCAUCUAGCUCAGUACUGUCUGCAGCAGCUUUCCAGGCAGGGGAGAUGCCACACUGGAGAUUGAAUUUGGAGCCUGCCUCAUGAACGCAGAUGCGCUGACACCGAGCUACAGUCCUUCUGCACAACUUCCGCUUGUCCUGCCCAACUUCCAUGCUGAUUCUGUGUGGGAAUGUUCAGGGAGGCAGGAGAGGAUAUAUUGUUUAUUAAUGUCCUUCCUAACUUCCGUUGUUGUUGUUGUUGUUUAGUCAUUUAGUCGUGUCCGACUCUUCGUGACCCCAUGGACCAGAGCACGCCAGGCACUCCUGUCUUCCACUGCCUCCCGCAGUUUGGUCAAACUCAUGCUGGUAGCUUCGAGAACACUGUCCCACCAUCUCGUCCUCUGUCGUCCCCUUCUCCUUGUGCCCUCCAUCUUUCCCAACAUCAGGGUCUUUUCCAUGGAGUCUUCUCUUCUCAUGAGGUGGCCAAAGUAUUGGAGCCUCAGCUUCAGGAUCUGUCCGUCCAGUGAGCACUCAGGGCUGAUUUCCUUCAGAAUGGAUAGGUUUGAUCUUCUUGCAGUCCAUGGGACUCUCAAGAGUUUCCUCCAGCACCAUAAUUCAAAAGCAUCCAUUCUUCGGCAUCAAAACUUCCAUUAGCAAGUCCCUUUACUUAGGAGAGGUUACAUUCCCUGAAGGAAUGAUCGCCGGGUGUGGAGCACACUUCCACCCGCAGACAAGCCACAGCUGUCUGAAUAUCAUGCCCUCUACCUAACCUUUGGCUUUCUCAGUGGUCUGCAGUGCCCCGUCUGUGACCUUGGUCUCCUUCGUCAUACAUUGUUCAGGGGGAAAGUGACGCGCUGGAAACAGGUGCCAAAAUAACUUUGUAUCACCCCACGAUCUCGUGACUGGAAGAUGUAAAGGGCACAGUCCAAAAUGUAUCUGACUGGUUUUGCAUAUUGUGCUAGUAAAAAGAGCCUCAACAAACAAUACAAGCAACACGAAGACCAGUAUACUAGAUAGCACUGCAGUUCUUAUUGCAUAGUAUACAUGAUUUAGUACAACCAAAACAAAAUGUGUACACUUGUAAAUUCUCUAAUAUGUUUGAAAUCAAAUGAACACACGUCUGUCAAUCUUUGAAAGUCCGUAGAAGUAUAAUAAGUCUAUGGUUGAAACAAAGUAAUAGAUGCUAUCCUGUGGGCUAAGCGGUAAAACUUUUUUAGGCGUUCAUGGUGCGGAAGUAGUAAGUGAAUAACAACGUAGGACAGUGAUCCCGGAUAAUCUGUCUGUUUCGCUGGAAUCUUCUUCAGCACAACCCAUAGAUUAGAAAAAUGCACAAGGAGCAGCGGUCAUGAGAAUAUGUAUAUUCCAGCGAAACAGUCAGAUUAUCAGGGAGCACCGUCCUACGUUGUUAUUCACUGACUACUUCGGCAACACAGGGGUUUGUUGUUCAAUAAAAAGAGCCUCAGCAGAGCUAGCUGGCAGCUUGCUUAUGCACAGCUCACCUGCAUUACCAGCUCCUGCCUCACGCCAUUCACUUCAAUUCCCCUUUUAACACACAGGGGGUAGCUGGUUGCAGGCUUGUGUAAGCCUCUCGCUAUCAUACAAUUCAGUAUUGAAUUGUGUGUUCCUGGUAAAUUCCCUUAUUGUCCCUCUUAAAAAGAAUAAACACAUGGCAAUCUUAUUUAAAGUAUAUGAAGAAUAUUUACUCACACCAUCAGUUCACAGUGGAUCCCUGAAGGCAGACUUAGUUACAAAGUAUAUGCAUGUAGAACUAUUGGAGAUAGUCUCUUUGUCCUCUGUUGGGUUUCAGCCAACAGAGCAUCUCUAGAUAAAAGGCUGCUGCUUCUACGAAGCUGCUUCUAAUGAAGUCAAAGAGAGGAGGUGUGCUGUGUGACUUGUCCUUUUCUUACCUGCGCAGGUAAGGUCACGCCCACCUCUAGUCACAUGCAGAGGAAGUAUGCCCCAGCCAGGAGGAAACAGGAAGUUUUCUACUGGCUGGACCAAACAUCCCCUUGCAUGUCCACUCUAGGAAAACAAGGAAUGUUGCACUUGACUAGUAUCACAUACCACAUUCUGCACAAGAUGAUUCACUCAAGGAGGGGAGGAGGGUGGGAUAGUAAUAAUUUAUUAUUUAUACCCUGCCCAUUCCACAGGGUGGGCGCCACCACCGAGAAGGCCCUCUGUCUGGUUCCCUGUAACCUCACUUCUCGCAGUGAGGGAACCGCCAGAAGGCCCUCGGAGCUGGACCUCAGCAUCUGGGUAGAACGAUGGGGGUGGAGACACUCCUUCAGAUAUACUGGACCGAAGCCGUUUAGGGCUUUCAAGGUCAGCACCAACACUUUGAAUUGUGCUUGGAAACAUACUGGGAGCCAAUGUAGGUCUUCCAGGACCUGUGUUAUGUGGUCUCGGUGGCCGCUCCCAGUCACCAGUCUAGCUGCCACAUUCUGGAUUAGUUGUAGUUUCCGGGUCACCUUCAAAGGUAGCCCCACAUAGAGCGCAUUGCAGUAGUCCAAGCGGGAGAUAACCAGAGCAUGCACCACUCUGGCGAGACAGUCCGCGGGCAGGGAAGGUCUCAUCCUGCGUACCAGAUGGAGCUGAUAAACAGCUGCCCUGGACACAGAAUUGACCUGUGCCUCCAUGGACAGCUGUGAGUCCAAAAUGACUCCCAGGCUGCGCACCUGGUCCUUCAGGGGCACAGUUACCCCAUUCAGGACCAGGGAGUCCUCCACACCCGCCUGCCCCCUGUCCCUCAAAAGCAGUACUUCUGUCUUGUCAGGAUUCAACCUCAAUCUGUUAGCCGCCAAACAUCUUCCAACCGCCUCCAGACACUCACAGUGUGCUGCUCCCCUCUGCUGUCACACUGGUGGAACUCCCUGCAGGGAAUAUUCAGCUUGUCUGGCAAUGGAAGAGUGAAUUGUUCACUUGGGACCCUGGGUGACACUUGACAGCAUGCCCUGCCUCCCUAUGAACCAUCUUGCAUCCUUCUCUCCUUACGUCUAAAUCAGGUGUUCCUCUGAGCAUGUGUAGAGUGCAACUCUCCCCAUUCGCUGAGUAAGAAUAGCCUCCACACACAGACACACACACUUUGCUUUCAUGUCAGCUUGAGUGUCUAUUUCCCCCCAGAAAUCUAACUUUUUGCUUUCUCCCCUCUUCAUUUUUUAAAGGCAGGAAACAUCUCUCAUGCCUUAAGCCUUUCCCAAGAAUUUCUUCACUACGGUAUGUGCUUCUUGUCCAGAUCCUGUCAGACUGAAGAAUGUUACUUAGUCACUCCAAACAUCAAGCUUUAAAGGAUUAGAUGCUCUCCUCAUAAAUUGCACAAUCAUCAGUGGGCCUUCAUAACUAGGGGGGAAACAGUUUCUGUUCAAACCAGCCGGGGCAUUUUUCUCCCAGGGAGUAAGGGAUUCCGGGUUGAACAUGGGGAAGUAAAUAUCAGAGGAACAUUAAAAUGAGGCGGGCAUGGAAACAAAAAAAUACUGCACCUUUCAUAGCCGUGAAAAUGGACUUUCAGCAGAGAUGACUUGUUUCCUACUGAAAUUCCCUACACAACUAAGAACCCUCCAUUUGAAAAAGGAGCAGAGAUUCCACAUUUAUUCUGGGUUACCUAACUGGAAAGUAAUGCUGUCUCCUGGUAAGGAUUUCAUGUAUCAGUAACGGACAUUGAAAUCAUCUCUCUCUCUAUUGCAGAGAUUCUCAAAUAACUUAACAUCCAUAGAAUCAGAAGGUAAAGGGAGUUGGCUGCAGUGGGCCAAAGACCCACCUAAUUCUACCUGCAUAAAAGCCACUAGAGCUGCUAGCUUUUGAACCACAGCCUCUAACUAACAGCCAUUCAGUUAGCAGGUGAUUGUGUUCAGUUUCUUGCCACGAAGCUUUUCAGCUGAAUGCAGCUGCUCUUAAAAGUACAAGAGCAUGAAGGACUCGCUCACAAAUUUAUUGACAGCUGCACGCAUUAUUAUAGCUAGGAAGCGGAAGGAGAAAGCAGAAUAUAAAAUGGAAGAAUGGUAUAAAGAGUUGUGGGAUAUAGCUAUUAAUGAUAAAUUAACAUGUGCCAUUAAGGUAAGACAGGGAACAUGCAGGAGAAAUGAUUUUGAGGCGGUAUGGAGGAUGUUUGUAGAAUUUUGUACUGUUAAAACGGAAAGGGGUCAAACCAUGGCAGGAGGUGUUGAAAUUUUGGGAGGUUGGAUAGUUGCAAUGGAAUGGUCUCAGUGGUGGGGUGCACAUUUUUAUUUUAUUUAGUUAUGAUUAUUACUUUGUCAAAAUAAAAUAAAAUAAUGGGGGGUGGGAAGUACAAGAGCAGGCCAGUACAUUUUUUUACAGUCAGUUGGCAACCCACCCUUUGGUUUACAAAAAGUGAUCAAAAGACAACAACCCAAAAAACAAAACAAAGCAAAACCUUUGCUUCAAUGUCAUUCUCAUUACUGACCAUGCUUCAGUACUGCUCUGCAUAAGUGCCAACUCUCUGGGGCUCUGGGUGCCCAAGCACCCACAAAAUUCCCCAUGAAGGGACCAGGCACCCACAAAUUUCUAUGCCAGGGAUAUUCACGCUACAUGCCGCCCCCCCCCCCACGGCCCCCACGACCGCAGGGCCAAGUUGGCACGGUCACGGGGCCAAGUUGAAAAGCUACAAAUAAUUAAAACCGGGUUGCCAACUUUUUCUUACUGGCUCUGCGCCUUUGCCUUCAGUGGCAACCUGGCACACGAGGAGAACUUUCCUGGACAUGGGCAACCGCUUCAUUUCUGCAUGCUAGAUGGCUAUUAAAGGGGCAGGGGGGGGGGCCUUUUAAAAUGUAUAUCCACUUUUGGAUUCAGACCACCUGUUAUCUCGACCAGAUCCAAGCAACAAGAGGAUGGUGAGGAAUGUUCUCAAGUACGAGAAGCUGCUGCUGGUGAACCCUGAGAGUGGUGAAGAAGGGGGGUCCCUGCAGAGGCCAAACGUGACCCAGCUGGAGACCAGAGAUAUUUACGAGAAGCUGUGUCAGACUCUGGGGUCUCAGGUGGGGCCGCAGAAAAGGCACGGAAUCCAACCUUGGUGUUUUGUUUUUACGAAAUAGUGACAAACCCCAGCAGUGUUAGGAUGAUGUUAUCAGACGGGUGUUCAUUGUGGAAUGAGCAUCCAUGCGCCUUCGGUGUCCUUGGGAUAGAAAUGCCAAAUUUCCAUGGGAAAUCUGAUGAGCUUUUAAAUAUAUAGAUACAGUGGACGCUCGUGAUCCAUGUGGGAUGCACGUUCGCAACCUGCAGCGUCCGUAACCCGCAGCGGCGCGUCUGCACACACACGGGUUGCGAUUCGGCGCUUCUGCGCAUGCGCAGAGCGUGAUUUAGCGCUUCUGCACAUGUGUGAUCGACAAAACCAGAAGUAACCCAUUCCGGUACUUCCAGGUUUCGGUGGUCCGUAACCUGAAAAAAUGCAACCUGAAGUGUCAGUAACCCGAGGUAUGACUGUAACACCAAUGAUCUGCUUGUGAUAGCUGAGUGACAAAUUUGCAAUAUAAGCCCCCCUUAGAGGAAAAAAACCAACCAUCACCAACCCUCCGUGUUUUUCCUUUUGCUGGUUCAUCAUCCUGUAUGAUAUUUUGGUGGGUGUAAAAUACAAUUUUUGUUUCUUUGAAAAAUAGAAUAAAACUGAUCUUUUUAAAGGAACUACCCCUGAGCCUCUAGGGCUUGCCGAUCAGAAGGUCGGUGGUUCGAAUCUGCUCGAUGGGGUGAGUUUCUGGGUCACCUUCAAAGGUAGCCCCAUGUAGAGCGCAUUGCAGUAGUCCAAGCAAGAGAUAACCAGAGCAUGCACCACUCUGGCGAGACAGUCUGCGGGCAGGGAGGGUCUCAUCCUGAGUACCAGAUGGAGCUGGUAGACAGCUGCCCUGGACACAGAAUUGACCUGCGCCUCCAUGGACCAAAGUCCAAAAUAACUCCCAGGCUGCGCACCUGGUCCUUCAGGGGCACAGUUACCUCAUUCAGGACCACAGAGUCCUCCACACCUGCCCGCCCCGUCCCCCCAAAAUAGUACUUCUGUCUUGUCAGGAUUCAACCUCAAUCUGUUGGCCACCAUCCAUCUUCCAACUGCCUCCAGACAUUCACACAGGACAUUCACUGACUUCACUGGUUCUAACUACUGGGCUAGGGCCUUUUGCCUAUAACUUGGUGCAAUAGACAUUGGCCUAUUGAUGGUUGGCUGGUUUGCUGGUAGGUUCCCUUGCGUCACCCUCUCUCUCUGGUCCUCCUCCAGCCAUCCCAGUAUCAGCAGCAACACCUCUACUGCUCCUACGAGACCAAUGGGACCCCCUUCCUGAUGCUCCAGCCUCUGAAGAGGGAGAUUGUUCACCAGCAACCCCACAUCGCCCUCUACCACGACUUUGUCAGCGAUGCCGAAGCGGAGAGGAUCAAGGAGCUUGCCGCUCCACGGGUAAGCAGCUUGGGGGCAUUGGAGAGGCAGGAAAUGGGGUCUUGCGGGGCCGGCCCAUCCAUGAGGCAAACCGAGGCAGCCACUUCAGGCGACGGAACCGAAGGGGCAGGCCUGCUGCAGAAGUGGCUGCGGCAGUGGUUUCCAGGUUCUGGCGGGACCUCGCAAAAGCCCUGCGAGAUCUUGUGGGGCUCUAGCAAUAUCUUGCCAGAGCCUGGAAGCCGUGUUAUGCGGCAAAACGGGACGGGUCACUCCUGGGCUCUUGCGUCGUUUUGUGUUUUUUCCCAAAUGUUUUUAUUAAUUUUCCAAAUUUAUAACAAAUACAGCACAACACAAUAAAGAAAACAUAUAAGAAGAAAAACAAACAAACAUAUAAAAUUUCUUCCAAUUAAAAAACCAAAUUAAUUUCCAUUAUUAAAUGACUUCCUCGAAUCCUUCCUAACUGAUUUUCAUUGAAUCUCAUUUUUGCAAUUUUCCAAUAUUCACUUUCUAAUAAAAUUAACUAGUUCAAAUUACUACCUUCCUUUCUUUUCAUCAUAAUCUCUUGCGUCGUUGGCUUCAGGCUACAAGAAGGGAGAUUCCAGCUAACAUCAGGAAGAACUUUCUGACAGGAAGAACUGUUCAAUGGUAGAACGGUCUCCCUCAGGAGAAGGUGGACUCUCCUUCCUUGGAGGUUGUUAAGCAGCGGUUAGAUGGCCAUCUGUCAUGGAUGCUGUAGCUGAGAUUCCUGCAUUGCAGGGGGUUGGACUAGAUGACCGCUAGGGUCCCUUCCAACUCUAAGAUCCUACAAUUCUGUGAAUAUCAACAAUAAUAAUAUUGAUUGUUUGAAUUUAUAUACCGCCCUAUACCCAGGGGUCUCAGGGUGGUUCACAGAACAAGAUCAAUAUAAAAACCACAAUAUAUAUAAUCAAAAUAAAAAUGACAACCCAAUAACAACCCCUCCUCCCCCCAAAGAACUACAUUUUAAAAAGGCAUAGGAUGUCAGUAAGAUCAACCAAAGGCCUGGUUAAAAAGGAACGUUUUUGCCUGGCACCUAAAGGUGUGUAAUGAAGGCGCCAGGCGAACUUCCCUGGGGGGAGCAUUCCACAGACGGGGAGCCACUGCAGAGAAGGCCCUGUUCUCGUGUUGCUGACCUCCAGACCUCUUGAGGAGGAGGCACACGAAGGAGGGCCUCAGAAGGUGAUCUCAGGGUCUGGGUAGGUUCAUAUGGGAAGAGGCGGUCCUUGAGGUAUUGUGGUCCUGAGCCGUUUAAGGCCUUAUAUGUCAAAACCAGCACUUUGAAUUGGACCUGGAAACUAAUUGUUAGCCAGUGCAGUCGGACCAGGAUCAAUGUAACAUGCUCAAACCGUCUUGCUCCGGUGAGCAACCUGGCUGCUGAAUUCUGCACCAACUGAAGUUUCCGAACCGUCUUCAGAGGCAGCCCUACGUAGAACGCAUUGCAGCAGGGGUCAGCAAACGUUUUCAGCAGGGUGCCCAUCCACUGUCCCUCAGACCUUGUGGGGGGCCGGACUAUAUUUUUUGGGGGGAUGAACGAAUUCCUAUGCCCCACAAAUAACUCAGAGAUGCAUUUUAAAUAAAAGCACACAUUCUACUCAUGUAAAUAAUAAUAAUAAUUUUUAUUUAUACCCCACCCUCCCCAGCCAAGACUGGGCUCUGGGCGGCUAACACCCGACAUAAAAACAAUUGAUUGAAAUACAACUUAAAAACAAGAUUAAAAUAAAACAUUAAAACAUUAAAAUACAGCCUCAUUUCACUGGAAACAACAGUGUAAAAACACCAGGCAGGCCCUACAAAUAACCCAGAGGUGCAUUUUAAAUAAAAGCACACAUUCUACUCAUGUAAAAACACGCUGAUUCCCGGACGUCCGCUGACCGGAUUUAGAAGGUGAUUGGGCCGGAUCUGGCCCCCGGGUCUUAGGUUGCCUACCCAUGCCUUGCGGUAACCAACCUUGAGGUUACCAGAGCACUUGAUGGAUCGUCAUUUAUUUUGUACCUUGGGUGUCUUUCCUGCCCCUCUUCCUCCCAUAGGAGCCAAAGGGCGGUUAUCCCAGGCCACAAACUUGUUUUUUUUACUGCUGCUGUGGUCAAUGAGAUUUUUGAGGCUUUCUCAAUGGGUGUGGAGUAUUGAUGACUGGUUAGUAAGUUGCCCAAGGACAACUAAUAAAUCAUAGAAUCCUACAAUCGUAGAGUUGGAAGGGAUCCCCAAAGGUCAUCCAGACCAACCCCCUGCAAUGCAGGAAUCGCAGCUAAAUCGAAAAAAUGCAUGACCAUUAUGGUUACAAAUACCAAUCGCACGUUCUAACCAUGUUAGUCUGCUGGAGAAUUUUGUUCCCUCCAAAUUCUGUUAUACUAGCAAACCCCCCUAAAAAGGGGGGGUGGACCACCCCAGUUUGCAUCCCCAACCCUACUUUGUUUUUUAAAAAAUAAUCUUUAUUAAUUUAAAUUACACACAUAUACAAAGAAUUUACAAAGAAUUUACAAUCUCACACUCCAAAAAGAAAAUUAAAGAAAAAACAAUUAAGAAAAGCAGAAAACACAGAAAAAAGAAAGAAGAAAAAGCAGAUUUACAUGCAUAAAAAAAUCUUAAACUUCCUAAUUAAUACUUAAAUAAACACUUAAAUAAAAAAGACUUCUGACAAAAUGAGUCUUCCAAUCAUUCUCAUUGUACUGUUUAUACUGUCGUCGUUUUCCCUGCACAGUUUUAUAUUCUUUAAUAUUGUUUUAGAAGACAUCUGAAGGCAGCCCUGUUUAGGGAAGCUUUUAAUGUUUGAUGUAUUACAGUAUUUUAAUAUUUUUUGGGAAGCCGCCCAGAGUGGCUGGGGAAGCCCAGCCAGAUGGGCGGGGUAUAAAUAAUAAAUUAUUAUUAUUAUUAUUAUUGUUGUUGCCGUCUACUCCACAAACGGUAUUUGUUGUGUUUACAAGUAUCACUCAAGUUCUGCUAACAUGGUGUGCCCAACCCUACUUUGAACAAGAGGGCAGAAAACUUCCUUUUUGGUUAUUCUGAUUCCUUCAGCAGCCGAGAGAAUUAAGCUUAAAAAUUGCCACUUCGAGACAGGAUUGAGGAGGAGAAUGAGGAGAGCCUGCGGUCCAGCUCCUCCACACUUGGCCGAAACAAUUCCUUCUCCAUCCAACAUCCCGGCCAGUUGCCUUGGCAACCGCGGAAACAGGCCCACAUGGAGAUUAUUAACCUAAUCCACGGCGUGGAUGGGACAUCGGUUUUGCGGUUCUCCUCCUUCCCAAGGCCAGACGGCACUUGGCUCUGCCUGCCAAUCCAUCACAAUUCCUCUGGGCAGCUUCCAGACAUCCUGGCAUCUCGGCCGAGUGUGUCAUCGUGGACGCAGUUCUCCAGGCUAGACGCCUUUCCGCCGGGUGCAUUGCUCCUAACAACUGCCUAGGGCUGUUUCCCUCAACUACAGUGGUUGCUCGGGUUGCGAACGCGAUCCGUGCGGGAAGCACGUUUGCAACCUGCAGCGUUGCAUCUGCGCACGCACGGGUUGCAAUUUGGCACUUCUGCGCAUGCGCAAAGUACAAUUUAGUGCUUCUGUGCAUGUGCAAGGGCCGAAAACCAGAAGUAGCCCAUUCCGGUACUUCCGGGUUCGGCGCAGUGCGCAACCCAAAAUCGUGCAACCCGAAGCGUCUGUAACCCGAGGUAUGACCAGAAAUGCAAAAGACAAAGGCAGACAUUAGCUUCGCUAGGCAGCUGGAAGCGUCUUGAGAGUGUUUCUGGUUGCCAGGAGGAACAGGUGGCGCCUUCACCUUUAACAGGUGUGCGGCCUUGUGGGAGCAUCCUUCUUGGAUACCGAAGGUCCCCACGUUCAGUCUCCAAUGGCAACUCCAGGCACAGCUGUAGGAAUGUUGUGGGUAGUAAAAAAGGUAAAGGGACCCCUGACCAUUAGGUCCAGUCGCGGACGACUCUGGGGUUGUGGCGCUCAUCUCGCUUUAUUGGCCGAGGGAGCCGGCGUACAGCUUCCAGGUCAUGUGGCCAGCAUGACCAAGCCGCUUCUGGCAAACUAGAGCAGCGCACAGAAACGCCGUUUACCUUCCCGCCGGAGUGGUGCCUCUUUAUCUACUUGCACUUCAACGUACUUUCGAACUGCUAGGUGGGCAGGAGCAGGGACCGAGCAACGGGAGCUCACCCCGUUGCGGGGAUUCAAACCACCAACCUUCUGAUCAAGUCCUAGGCUCUGUGGUUUAACCCACAGUGCCACCCGCGUCCCUGUUGUGGGUAGUAGGAGAGUAUAUAUUGAUGAAAUAUUAUCCUUCCUAACUCACGCUAGUGAGUCACACAUAUAUAGCACAACUCGUUCCACUUUACACAGCAAGAAACUAGUUCCAGAUUCGUUUGAAUCCCUUUAGUUAAGCAAUCCAAUCUGGCACCCCCAGAUUGGGGUAUAUUCCUGGUAAGACCCCUUAGAUUCCCUCCUAAAAGAAUAAAGACACAAGAGUCUUCCUUAUAAAGGGCCCCAUUACUUUCAGCAGCUUAGGGCCUCAUCAAACCUAAAUCCGGCCCUGAUUAACCUGUGUGCUAGACACUGCUAAUCCUCUGAAAUCAGCAUGUGUUAAAGGCUUAUUAACCUAGGCUGGCCUCCUGUGUGAAGUGAAAGCCUGGGGAUGGAGCAUUAGGAAGGACACAAAACAUCUGUGUGAGGUGGCAAAAUGUGUGGGGCCUUUCACUCUACAGAUAAAGCGAUGGGAGUUAGAAACCUGCGAAGGAGUCAUGUAUAAGGGAAUCAGGAAGGCAGAGCAUGGUGUCUGUCUGAAUCUAAGGCUGUGGGUAGGGCAGAAGCAAGAUUCUUUUGGAGUGCAGUGCUGUGAAUCCCUCCAUCGUAGGCCAAAGGCCCGUAUAGUAAAAUCUAUGGUUUUCCCAGGAGUGAUGUAUGGAAGUGAGAGCUGGACCAUAAAGAAGGCUGAUAGCCGAAGAAUUGAUGCUUUUGAAUUAUGGUGUUGGAGGAGACUCUUGAGAGUCCCAUGGACUGCAAGAAGAUCAAACUGAUCCAUUCUGAAGGAAAUCAGCCCUGAGUGUUCACUCGAAGGACAGAUCCUGAAGCUGAGGGUCCAAGACUUUGGCCACCUCCUGAGAAGAGAAGACUCCCUGGAAAAGACCCUGAUGUUGGGAAAGAUGGAGGGCACAAGGAGAAGGGGACGACAGAGGACGAGAUGGUUGGACAGUGUUCUCGAAGCUACCAGCAUGAGUUUGACCAAACUGCGGGAGGCAGUGGAAGACAGGAGUGCCUGGCAUGCUCUGGUCCAUGGGGUCACGAAGAGUCGGACACGACUAAACAACUAAACAACAAUUUGCAACUAAACCAUAUAUCCUAAAGACACCACAGUCCCCACUGUGCCUCAUUCCAAAAGGAAACAUUGACCCUGUUAAGCACUCCUGGGACCCCUGGGAUUUUGCACUGCUGUGAGAUUGGGGUGGUGUGCAACACUAUGUCCAUAAUUUUUUAAUUAUUAUUCUUUAUUUAUAUGUAAUUUUUAUUUAUUUUCCAUUUAAUAAUAUACAUUCACAUCAUUGCUAUCCACUUUACCUCCCUGCCUCUUUAGAGCCUAUCGACUUACUUCCUUCCCACCUCAUGGCUUUCAAAAUUAAUCUUUAUAUCAUUUUGUACGUUUUCCAAUUCCAAUUACAAAAUAGCUCAAAAUUUGAAUAAAUAUAGAAAGGUAGAAAACUUCUCAUUACAAGUCUUCAGAUAACCCUGCUACCGAUGUUAAUUGCUUACAAUAGUCUUUCAGAUAUUGUAUAAAUUUACUCUGGUCCUUUUGGAAUACUUGAUUGUGCUGGUUUCGGAUUUUUUCCUGUCAGCUUCACCAAUUCUUCAAGGUCCAUCAUCUUCAUCUGCCACUCUUUAAUUAAUUAUUAUUUUAAAAAUACUUUUAUAAGUUGUGCUUCUUUGCUUCUCAAUUUGACCCUUUUACAUGGUUUUGUAUGUUUUAUGGUAUUUUAUUCAUUGUGAUUUGCUAUUCCUUUCACUGAUUAUAGAUUGGUAAUUCUUUAUUGCGGUUGGACUGUUUAAUUAUUAUUUGCUGGUAUUUAAUUUUACUAUUUACUAUUUGAUUCUGAUGGAUUGUUGAAUGUUGCUUUGUUUGAUAUCAGUUGUUUAUUUUAAAGUUAUUGUGACUUUUAUAUUGGAUCAGAUUGUUACUAUUAAUGUUUGAUGUUUUAUUAUGUUUUUAUGUCUUGGAAGCCGCCCAGAGUGGCUUCGGUAACCCAGCCAGAUGGGUGGGGUAUAAACGAAAUAUUAUUUUAACUAAUACUUGCUUGGUUAUUUUACAUAUUUGGGGCACUCCCACCACAUGUGGAGGUAUGUGCCUGUGGAGGUGCACCCUCUCCAGCAUUUCGGUGAGAUUCCUGGGCGUAUUAGCGCUAGAUAGAUAGAUAGAUAGAUAGAUAAUUUAUUACGGUCGGAGAGCAGCUUAUAAAACACACUUGGGGGUACAAUCCCAGAAGGAAAACAAACAUUUAAAACAAAAUUUGACCUUUUCCUGUUAGGCAAAGAUCAUAAGACGACCCGGAUGGUCACCAGAUUCUGUGUACAGAUCUGUAGGCAUACAGCCGUAGACCAUACCCCGACCCAAACUAGUUCAUUAAGAAAAUCCCCAAACUCGGUUCCAUGGGUGACUCUGGGUCAUCUCUCUGCGGUAGCUUAUUAGCGCUAGUUUUCUUGGUGUUAGGUACCACCUGCAGGUGAGUUUCAGAGUGAGUUCUUUUCUUUUUGUUGAUAUGGAUUUAAAGGGGGGGUGGGGCUUAGACCACAUUCUGGUCCAUUGAGUGGGAUUAAUCUCAGAGCCUAUGUCGUCCUCCCAUAUUUUUUUUGAUUAUUAUAACUCAGCCAAACAUCAGAAGCAAAGCCCUUCCUGUCUCCUUUCCACUCCAGAUUUGACACUGCAACCUCUUGCGUUUUUCUCUCUCUGUUCCCCUCUCCAGUUGCAGAGGUCGGUGGUUGCCUCGGGAGAAAAGCAGCAGAAAGCGGACUACCGAAUAAGCAAAAGGUAAAGUCUCUUGCUAGCAACACACAGAAAUCUCAGGGAACAAAGGAGCUUGCAUCGCUUGAUGUACCAACGGAUGUGCAAGGAGCUGGCCCCCUCGUGAAAUUUAGGGGUGCCUCCAGGGACACCCCACACCGCAGGGUUGAGGUUGCUAGCCUUUUUGUCACGUUUGCAGGCUAGCUCAAUCAAUCAAUCAAUCAAUCAAUCAAUCAAUCAAAACAUUUUAUGCCCUAAAUUUCCUUCUACCUUAUGUUUUUGUUUAGCAAGAAUACAUAAACAAUACAGUCAUACCUCUUGUUACGUUUGCUUCAGGUUAAAUCUUUUCAGGUUGCGUCCCGCGGUGACCCGGAAGUACCAGAAAGGGUUACUUCCGGGUUUCGCCGCUCACGCAUGCACAGACGCUCAAAAUGACACCACACGCAUGCGCAGAAGCGGUGAAUCGCUCUGGAACAGAUCCCAUUUGCAACCAGAGGUACCACUGUACUUUUCAUGCAAUAUUAUUUGCAGAAUUUUAUUGCACUAUGAUCUUCCUGAGUGGGUCGUGCAAACUGCUCUUCUGAAUAACUCAUUUUAAUAGGGUCUUCUUCUUCUUCUUUGGCGUUCCCUCGUAGCCGAGUAAGAUUGUCUUAUUAAACACAGUCUUAACAAUGAGUCCGUAAGUGACUGUGGAGGCCACACAUCUGGAUCCAGACAUCCUUCCACAGUGGGGACAUUGGUUUCCAGGCGGGAGUUGUUCACGGUGUGGAUUUGCCAAGUGUGCCUUCCUCUUAGCACAUUUCUCCCUUGUGUCCUGAGUUCGAGUGUCUUCAAAGCCCAUGACACCUUUGGUAAGGGCUGUUCUCCAAUUGGAGCACUCGCAGGCCAGUGUUUCCCAGUUGUUGGUGUUUAUACUACAUUUUUAAAGAUUUGCCUUGAGACAGUCUUUGAGCCUCUUUUGUUGACCACCAGCAUUACGCUUUCCAUUUUUAAGUUCAGAAUAUAGUAGUUGCUUUGGCAGACGAUCAUCAGGCAUGCGCACAACAUGACCAGUCUAACGAAGUUGAUGUUGAAGAAUCAUUGCUUCGACAUGGAUGAUCUUUGCUUCUUCCAGUACACUGGCAUUAGUUUGCCAAGAUCCUUUUUUUCUAAAUGGAGAGGCUGGGGAGGGGACCAGACGUUCUGUUUGGUUAAGCUGCCACCUUCUGCAUGCCAACCAGGUGUUCUGCCACUGAGCAAAGGAAUCUGAGCAAGCAAUCUAGAGGUGAAUAGUUCAGGAUCAGGCCUCCCAUCUCCCUAGUACACUACAAUCCAGGUUUCUAUUCUUCUGCAAACUGCCAAAGGGCAGGAUUUAUAGCCAACAGCUGCGUUUAUCAUUCCAGGCUUCUUAGGCUGGGAAAAAAUGACUUCAUUGAGUCGUCUUGCAAUGCAGAGCUAGAUAUGGAAUUUCCACACAAAGGAUGACGGAGACAUAGGCUGCGGUCGCAGAGCAGCCUUGGCAAAUAUUUUCCGAGAUGAUCUCAGCGCUGGGUUUUGCAAUCUGGGUUUGAGAGACCCCCGCUGACCGCCAGAAUUCCAUUCUCUGCAGGGUGGGGGGCUUUGAAUUAUGGUUGGAUGAACGAGCGAUUAACUCUUCCCUCACCUCUGGCCCCGUUGGGAAAAACAGAAGGAUCUUGGCUUGAAACGGCAGCGGUAAAAUGAACAGAAUCGUAUGCCAGUGAAGAUAUUUUAAAUCGAUUAAUACUCUGGCCUCAUCUGCACUAUGCAUUUAAAAGCAGCGCUGUACCACUUUAAAUAGCCAUGCCAUGCCCCCCGCCCCAAGAAUCGUGAGAGCUGUAGUUUGUUUUGGGUUCUGAGCAGGCGCGCUGACUCCUAGGGGCCAAGGCAGUUUCGGGCCCCUCAAAGUAGUCUUGUGAGCCCCCCCCCCCCCUUGAACAGAAAAAUUGUACAUAUUUACCGUAUUUUUUGCACCAUAACACUCACUUUUUUCCUCCUAGAAAGUAAGGGGAAAUGUCUGUGCGUGUUAUGGAGGGAAUGCCUAUGGGUGGCAUGCCUACGGAUUUUCCUCCUCUAAAAACUAUGUGCGUGUUAUGGUUGGGUGCGUGUUAUAGAGCGAAAAAUACGGUACACGACUGCACUUCUGAGCUCAACUCUUUCCUGCUCACUGUGCCUUGUUUAGUGCUUGGCUGAAAGACACCUUGGAUCCAGCAAUCGUGGCUUUAGAUCGACGGGUCGCAGCCCUGACCGGCCUCAACACCCAGCCCCCUUACGCAGAAUACCUGCAGGUGGUAAACUACGGAUUAGGUGGGCACUACGAGCCCCAUUUUGACCACGCGACGGUGAGUCUGUUGCUGCAGAGUCCGGCAGGGCAUGAAAGCAGUUUGAUACAGUAGUUCAUUGGUUCUCAAACUUAAUCCAUUCCGGAAGUCCGUUCCAAAACCAAAGCGUUCCAAACCCAAGGCGCACUCUCCCAUAGAAAGUAAUGCAAAAGGGAUUAAUCCGUCCCAGACUUUUAAAAACAACCCCUAAAACAGCAAUUCAACGUGAAUUUUACUAUCUAACGUGACCGCUGAUCCAUAAAAUGAAAGCAAUAAUCAAUGUACUGUACUAUAAAGUAAAUAAGACAGUAUUGAAGAUGAUAAAAAUUAAAAUUAUGAUUUUUUUUUUACCUGCACUGAUGAUAGUCAUUGUUCAGAUGGGGGGCUUUUAUCCAUUUCCGCAGUCACACAAUCAAUUGAUCAGUAGGUUCCACACAGCCACAAAAACAAAUGAACCGAAAAAGCCUCAAAAACAAAAAUGAAAAAUAAAUAGCAAAAACGAAAGCGCCAAACUUAAUCCAUUCUGGAAGUCCAUUUGGCUUCCGAAAUGCUCAGAAACCAAGGCGCGACUUCUGAUUGAUGCAGGCGCCCCAGAAACAAUAGCCAACAGCCGCAUCAGAUGUUCGGCUUCCAAAAAACGUUUGAAAACCGGAACACUUUUUUCCGGGUUUUCAGAGUUUGGGAACCAAGGCGUUUGAGAAUCAAGGCAUUUGAGAACCAAGGUCCCACUGUAUUGUCUGAGAUGUAAACACUUGCAUUUUUCUUUGGAAGCAAUCCAAGUCUUUCUGUCUUUUUAAACUUCUCUUAUUUAUAAUUAUAAUUAUAAUUAUAAUUAUAAUUAUAAUUAAUUAUAUCUCCUGCUUCCCCUUGCCACAAGCACAGUCCUAAGCUCCACCUACACUUUAAAAUUUAAACCAGUGUGUGUGUGUGUGUGUGUGUGUAUUUAUAUAGUUUCUAUUAAAUGUAAAUUGUACAUAUACAUAUAUACUUGAUUUCUUUACAGCAUAGAUUCUUAACUGAAUACUCGUUUCCCCGUACAAAUCUUUUUCCACCCGUGACUUCCCACCAGUUUGACUGCAGAAGUUCUGCUCUUGUAGGACAACUUGUAGUUAUGCUCAGGUUUUGUGGUAGACAAUUCCAGUUCUGGAAGUACUAAAACUUGAUGAAUGCAACCACCUGGUGUUUCGUAAUCAAGGAAUUCUCUUUUUUCCCAAUGCAGUCAAGAAAAAGCCCCCUUUACAGGAUGAAAUCCGGAAACCGAAUUGCCACGUUGAUGGUCUAUGUGAGUCUUCUUCUCUUUGCUGGGAUCUGCAAAGGAUAUUGUGGUUUUGCCAGGGAACUCUGUAUAUGCUUCAAGAAGGAUAGGGCUGCUUUUGUUUUUUGUUUUGUCAUUCCAUGGCUAAAAUGGAAAGUGCCAAGCUUCAAACAGCUGGCCCAGUGUUUAUUUCCCAGCUAGAUUUCUGCAGUGUAUUUUCUAGGACAAGCGUGAUUUGGGAGAUGUUUUUGUGGGAGGGAAGAGUCACUGGGGCGAAGGGUGAUUUGGAGAAGGGAAAAGAGGGUGAAGCAGACCUCCCCUGAUAUUUCUAAAUGCUCAUCACACCAGUGAAAGCAGCUAAUAUAUUUAGUUUCUUUAAUGGCAAUGAGGAUCAGUUCUGCCCAUUUUGCAAAGUAGCGAGAGGUGAGGUUACAGGCAACCAGGCAGAGGGCCUUCUCGGUGGUGGUGCCCGCACUGUGGACGCCCUCCGAUCAGAUGUCAAGGAAAUAAACAACAAUCUGACUUUUAGAAGGCAUCUGAAGGCAGCCCUGUUUAGGGAAGCUUUUAAUGUUUAAUAGAUUAUUGUAUUUUAAUAUUCGGUUGGAAGCUGCCCAGAGUGGCUGGGGAAACCCAGCCAAAAGGGGUGGGGUAUAAAUAAAUUAUUAUUAUUAUUAUUGUUAUUAUUGUUGUUGUUGUUGUUGUUGUUGUUGUUUGCAUGGGGCUCCAACUCAUGACUCUGAGAUUGUCUCAUGUUAAUUGGAUUUUUUGUAUUGGGAAAUUAAUAAAAACAAAGUCUCAUGCUUUAUAUCCUAGCACUGCCAUGUGUCUGGCAACCCACGUCGGAAGUGUAGAUUUUGGUGAAUUUCCUUGAAAAUAGCUCCAAAACUUUCUUUUUCUAUGCAAAAAAUAAAAAUAAACUCAGCGUGGUUCUCCCUGUCCUCUUUUAAACUCCACAACAACCCUGUGAGGUAGUUAGGCUGAGAGAUAUAGAGAACUACAUACGCCACCUUGAGCCGAAGGAUAACGUUGUCCCAUUUCUUUUCCUGCUCAGCUGAGUUUGGUAGAAGCCGGAGGGUCCACAGCCUUCAUCUAUGCAAACCUCAGCAUUCCUGCUGUCAAGGUGAGUCUGUGUGUUGUGAACUGCAGAAAGAAGGGUUCUCUGGGGAGUGAAAAGAGGUAUCAAAGGUAACAAGAUCAAAAGAGACAGAGGAACAAGUCGUCAACUUCCUUGAACAUAUAAAAAAGAGGCAUCUGAGGCUCAAAUUUAUCAUCCUCUCACCCCUUUGGCAGCUGUGCCAACACACCCCUUUGUGUUCAGGGGGCUGUCUUUUUUCAGCAAAUGCUUUUUCAGGGAAACUGCCCCUCUGCGCAUGCUCAGAGGAACAGGAUUUGUGCAUUCAUCUGGGGCCUAGGUUAUUUCUCUGCACACAUGCCAUGAAGGUUCUUGUUCCCUGGGGACGCGGGUGGCGCUGUGGCCCAAACCACCAAGCCUCUUGGACUUGCCGAUCGGAAGGUCGGUGGUUCAAAUCCCCGCGACGGGGUGAGCUCCCGUUGCUCGGUCCCUGCUCCUGCCAACCUAGCAGUUCGAAAGCACACCAGUGCAAGUAGAUAAAUAGGUACCGCUCCGGCGGGAAGGUAAACAGCGUUUCCGUGCACUCUGGUUUCCAUCACUGUGUUCUGUUGCACCAGAAGUGGUUUAUGCUGGCCACAUGAAAGCUGUCUGUGGACAAACACCGCUUACCUUCCUGCCACAGCAGUACCUACAGUGAGGGGGGAAAGAAUUUGAUCCCCUGCUAAAUUUGCCCAUUUGCCCCCUGGCGAAUAAAUUACCAGUCCAUAAUUUUAAUGGUAGGUUUAUUGUAGCUGUGGGAGACAGAAUAACAACAGGAAAAACCCCAGAAACCCAGAAGACAAAAGUCAGAGAUUGAUGUGGAUUAUAAUGAGUGAAAUAAGUAUUUGAUCCCUUUGCAAAAGAUGACUUAGUACUUGGUGGCAAAACCCUUGUUGGCAAUUACAGAGGUCAGAGGUUUCUUGUAGGUGGGCUGAAAGCAAGAUCAUAGAAUCAUAGAAUCAUAGAGUUGGAAGAGACCACAAGGGCCAUCGAGUCCAACCCCCUGCCAAGCAGGAAACACCAUCAGAGCACUCCUGACAUAUGGUUGUCAAGCCUCUGCUUAAAGACCUCCAAAGAAGGAGACUCCACCACACUCCUUGGCAGCAAAUUCCACUGUCAAACAGCUCUUACUGUCAGGAAGUUCUUCCUAAUGUUUAGGUGGAAUCUUCUUUCUUGUAGUUUGGAUCCAUUGCUCCGUGUCCGCUUCUCUGGAGCAGCAAAAAACAACCUUUCUCCCUCCUCUAUGGGCAUCACAACCCCACAGUCACCUUUGACUGGACUUAACCGUCCAGGGGUCCUUUACCUUUACCUGUUUUCAGCACGUUUUUUCAGGGAAACUGACCCCUGUAAAUGCUCAAAGGAACGGGAUUUGUGCACUCAGCUGGGUGCCUGCCACGCUGCUCAGUCUGGAGCAUGGGUUAUUUCUCUGCAGACACGCCAUGAACAUUCUUAUUUUCUGGUCCCCUUUGCAGAACGCGGCUCUCUUUUGGUGGAACCUUCGCAGGAACGGGGACGGGGACGACGACACCCUCCACGCUGGCUGCCCGGUCCUUGCCGGAGACAAAUGGGGUAAGGGGCAGAGCUCAGGGUGCAGGAAGGAAGGAACUGACCGGCUAAUUUCAGCCGUCAAGUUCCUACGAGGGUAGGGGGCUCACACAAAAAAUGCCUUGCCGAGGAGCUCGGUCAAUUUCACUGCUGUGCCAUCAAAAGCUGGGAAGUGAAAUAGACAUGUUUAAUAAUAAUAAUAAUAAUAUUUUUUUAUUUAUACCCUGCCCUUCCUGGUUCAGAAAACCGGGCUCAGGGCGGUUAACAAGAAAUUUAAAACACUUAAUUGAUGCAACAAAAAACAGCAUAAAAUACAGUAUAAAACGCGAAUAACAAUAAAUUCAGAAUUUAAAAAUCAAUUUAGGGGGGAAAUCCAUCCAAUAAACAUUAGAUGAUCACCAGGGCUAGCUGGCUAAAUUUGUCCUAUAAAAUAAUAAACAAUAAAUUACUAUUAUAUAACAAUAAAUUAUAUAAAUUAGUUUUGCCUUCAAUUGUGGGGAGGGGUGCUUGAAAAGGGGCGAACGUCCUACCGUCCCAAAUGUGACUCCUGGGCAGCGUUAAGAUAAAUUCAAGAGUGUUAAUGGAACAAGGGUAACGUUUUUGUAAAAUAUACAGGGAUUGAUGAUAUGGCAAAUGAGCCAUGGAAAGAGAAGACGUCAUUGAGAUAUGAAGGAUGUAAAAAUGAGCCCUGUACUUUAAAUAGUAAAGCAGAAAAAUUAAUAAAAAUUAUAUAAAAAAUAAAAUAAGGUGUGACCCUGGUUGCCCUUUCUUCAAAAAGCCUGCCAGGAAAAGACCCAGGCAGGGGAAUUGCUUUUCUUUGCUUGUGUUUGCAUGGCACAGGGCAAUCGUUUCCAGUUUGCCGAUAUGUGGCAAGAAAAAGCGACGAAUAAAUGUAAUAAUAAUAAUAAUAAUAACAACUUUGGCUGGCUCAAAGAGCUGCAGCUGGACUGCUGACCGGGGGUGGUUAUGGCAAGCAGACGAUUCCCGUGAUAAAGCAGGUCUUUUCCCCAGGCACAAUUCAAAGGGCUGGUUAUAACUUAUAAAGCCCUAUAUGGGUGGCGCUGUGGGUUAAACCACAGAGCCUAGAACUUGCCGAUCAGAAGGUCGGCGGUUCGAAUCCCCGCAAGAGGGUGAGCUCGGUCCCUAACUCCUGCCAACCUAGCAGUUCGAAAGCACAUCAAAGUGCAAGUAGAUAAAUAGGUACUGCUCUGGCGGGAAGGUAAACGGCGUUUCCGUGCGCUGCUCUGGUUCGCCAGAAGCGGCUUAGUCCUGCUGGCCACAUGACCUGGAAGCUGUACGCCGGCUCCCUCGGCCAAUAAAGCGAGAUGAGCGCCGCAACCCCAGAGUCGGCCACGACUAGACCUAAUGGUCAGGGGUCCCUUUACCUAUAUGGCUUAGGUCCAGGUUAUCUGAAGGACUGUAUUUCCCCAUAAGAAGCUGCCCAAGUUUUGAGAACUUCAAUGAUGCCCUUCAGGGAAAACAGGGUCUUCUCGGCAGUGGCUUCUCCCAGGCAACUUUGGAACUCCCUGCCUGGAGAAGUCAGACUGGCUCUCUCCUUGCUGUCCUCCUGCUGGCAAGUGAAGACCAACAGGCUUCGGGGAACUGACUGUUUUGAAUGAAAACAGUCUGGUGGAUAUCAUAAAAAUGAUAAUAAUUUUAUUAUUUAUACCCCACCCAUGUGGCCGGGUUUCCCCAGCCACUCUGGGCGACUUCCAACAAAAUAUUAAAAAUACAAGAGAACAUCAAACUGUAAAAACUACCUUCAGAUGUCUUCUAAAAGUCAGAUAGUUGUUUAUUUCCUUGACAUCUGGUGGGAGGGCGUUCCACAGGGCGGGUGCCACCACCGAGAAGGCCCUCUGCCUGGUUCCCUGUAACCUCGCUUCUCGCAGGGAGGGAACUGCCAGAAGGCCCUCGGAGCUGGACCUCAGUGUCCAGGCAGAACAAUGGGGGUGGAGACGCUCUUAUCAUGCUGAUUUUAUUGUAAUGCUCUGUAUAUCUUAAGAGAUCUCAUCUAUAUAUCUAUAUCUAAUUGUUUUUCAAUUUAACUUGAAAACAUCAAGCUAGAAGUAAUAAUAAAAACAGUCAUAAGAGCAGGAAGAAUAAAAGUGCAAGAUAAUAGAAUGAUAAUCGUAAUAAUCAAAGAAUGCUUGAGAAAGAAUGAGUGGUGUAAAAUAUAUUCAACAGUGGAAUGAAUACAAGGUUCUUCUUUGUGCCAAACAUAUUGAAUAAUCAUGAAAGUUGCCAAAUGGACUCAUAUUUAAUUGUUUUUUAGUUACUGCUUUUUCCUCCCUGUGUUUUUAGCUGUUUCUGAUUUAACUGUAAGCUGCCUUGAGCAGUUCCUAUCAGGGGGGAAGGCAGGACAUUAUUAUUAUUAUUAUUAUUAUUAUUAUUAUUAUUAUUAAUCCCCACCUCUCUUUAAUAGUGGCCAACAAGUGGUUCCAUGAACAUGGACAGGAAUUUCGGAGGCCGUGUGGCACCAGCCCAGAAGACUAAAUUGUCCACGUGCUCUCAGCUGGGUUCGGCGAAUGCCAGGGGCUCAAGUGUGGGGAGGGGAUCUGGGCCCACUCCCUACCCCAACACAGCCUGGUCCGGAAAGACCACCUCGGAGUGAACCACGGCCAAACCACACCUUGGCAAAGGUUUUCUCAGGCAUCCGAGAAAGAAAGGACCUGUUGAUGGAGCACAUCGUUAAACUAUGGAACUACUUGCCACUGGGUGCAGUGAUUGGCCAACAACUGGAACGGCUUUAAGAGGAUGGGGCAAAUUCGUGGAGGAAAGGGCUGUCGGUGGCCUCUGGCCGCAAUGGAGCCGCAGUCGGAGGCGGUAGUGGUUCUGAAUCUCAGUUCCUGGAAGCCACAAGAGGGGAUAGUUGCUCUUGGGUUCGAAUCCUGCUCGUAGGUUCCCCAUGAGCCUUUGGCUGUGACCAUCUUGGCUGUGAGUCUUGGAAGACCUGCUCCCUGCCUUGCAGGUCUUUUCCCUGGGAGGGCAGGGCCUGGACUGACUCCAGCUGCAAAAGCUGAGGCUGAACAGACAGGGUAUGGUUUUUUGUUGCCGGUACAGUGGUACCUUGGUUCUCAAACGCCUUGGUACUCAAACAACUUGGAACUCAAACACUGCAAACCCGGAAAUAAGUGAACUUUUUCCAGAAGUCGAACAUGCUCCAUUUUGAGUGCCACACUUCCGUUUUGAAUGUUACACUGAGGUCUGACUGUUUUCGCUAUUUAUUUUUGUUUUUGCGGCUUUUUUGCUUUGUUUUUGUGACUGUGUGGAACCCAGUUGUUUUUUUCACUUUUGUUUUUUUAAAUUAUAAAUUUUAUUAGCAUUUUCCACACAACAACAAGAAAAAUAUCAAAAAAUAACAAUACACAAAACACAAAAACCAACAUUAAAAAAACCACAAAAAAAUCCAUAUCAGUUGUUACUGAUUGAUUGAUUGAUUGUGUGACUGCAGUACAUUGUUUAUUGCUUUCAUUUUAUGGAUCAAUGGUCUUCUUAGAUAGUAAAAUUCCUGUUAAAUUGCUGUUUUAGGGGUUGUUUUUAAAAGUCUGGAACGAAUUAAUCCCUUUUGCAUUACUUUCUAUGGGAAAGCACGCCUUGGUUUUGGAACGCUUUGGUUUUGAAACGGACUUCCGGAACGGAUUAAAUUUUUUGUACCUUUUUUCUUAGAUCUUGUUAUGAUUUAUGUGAAAAUAGUUCCAUUUGUUUUUGUAUUUUUGGAUGCCUUUUAUUUAUUGUUCCUGAUGACUUUUGCGACGUUUGUGAUGGCAUAAAUCUUAAAGUGUGGUAAGCUUCCCCAAGCGAGGUCUCAGCUCUGGGGAGAUGAAGUACAAAUAAAAUCAUGGCGGCAGUGAUCUGUUUGGCCACUGCGAGACUAGAUCCAGCAGCAUUUUUUAUAUUCUGCCCCUGUGGUUUGAUGGAGGUAGAAACUGUCCCUCAUGCCUUGUUAUGCUGCCGUUUCUACGGGGAUAUACACUAGGUAUUUAUUACCCCUCCUAUGCAAAAAUCUUCAAAUGAACCUGAACUUCAAUGUCUAAAAUCCCUGGUAGAGGACAAGGAUCCUGAGAUCACUUUAAGGGUAGCCAAAUUCUGUGUGAUUUUCAUAAAACUUAGGGAAGAAACUGUACUAUCAUAAUGAUUAAGGUUUUAAAUGAUAAUUUUAGGUUAUGUGUUAGUGACUAAGUUUUAAUUUAUAUAUUUGUUUAAAAAUAUAUAUUUGUUGCUAUAUCUGUAUUGAUGGGACGCGGGUGGUGCUGUGGGUUAAACCACAGAGCCUAAGGCUUGCCGAUCAGAAGGUCGGCAGUUCGAAUCCCUGUGACGGGGUGAGCUCCCGUUGCUCGGUCCCUGCUCCUGCCAACCUAGCACUUCGAAAGCAUGUCAAAGUGCAAGUAGAUAAAUAGGUACCGCUCCGGCGGGAAGGUAAACGGCGUUUCCAUGCGCUGCUCUGGCUCACCAGAAGCAGCUUAGUCAUGCUGGCCACAUGACCCGGAAGCUGUACGCCGGCUCCCUCGCCAAUAAAGCGAGAUGAGUGCCACAACCCCAAAGUCGGCCACGACUGGACCGAAUGGCCAGGGGUCCCUUUACCCUUUACCUUAUAUCUUUAUUGUUCCUGUUAUACCCAAUUGCAAAUUCAAAUGUAUCCCUAUCGUGUUUUAUUACUUCCUAUUCUCAUUUAAUCUGUGGACUGUCAGGUGUGGGACAGGGAAUGCAAAGGUCUACGGAGGUGGGAGCAACCAGACAAUCUAUAUAGACACACACCCCAGGCUUGCAACCCAGAGAUAUCACUCUGGUACUACUCGCCAGAGUGGUGCAUGCUCUGGUUAUCUCCAGCUUGGACUACUGCAAUGCACUCUACGUGGGGCUACCUUUGAAGGUGACCCAGAAACUGCAGCUAACCCAGAAUGCGGCAGCUAGACUGGUGACUGGGAGCGGCCGCCGAGACCACAUAACACAGGUCCUGGAAGACCUACACUGGCUCCCAGUACGUUUCUGGGCACAAUUCAAAGUGUUGGUGCUGACCUUGAAAGUCCU